Linnemannia hyalina is the source of this 2862-nucleotide messenger RNA. The record is from the annotation of a GenBank genome assembly. NCBI's taxonomy places the organism in Eukaryota, Fungi, Mortierellomycota, Mortierellomycetes, Mortierellales, Mortierellaceae.
AUGAAAUUCGGCUCCCAACUCAAGGCAAACCGCGCUCCUCAUUGGAAAUACCAUUUUGUCGAUUAUGAUGGCCUCAAGGCCCACCUCAAGUCUAAGAGCCACGAGAGAGACUUCACGGACCAGGAUGAGGCCGACUUUGUCAAGAUGUUGAAUGCCGAGCUCGAAAAGGUCGCGUCUUUUCAAACAUUGAAGUUGGGCGAGGUCCAGAGGCGGACUGAGCACUGCGAGUUCACGAUCCGACAGCGCCAAUUGCCGUCUGGCAAGUCGUUCGAGAAACUCACACUGGCAUCCUUUGUCGUGACAGAGUCCGAAAUCAACAAGAUUACCCAGGACUUGCAAGACCUGGCCCACUUCCAACGCCUCAACUACACUGCCUUCCUCAAGAUCAUCAAGAAGCACGACAAGCACACUGGCUACACCCUCCGCGCUCACUUUAUGAACUUUCAGCUCAACAGCUUCCCCUUCCACAAGGAGAGCUUUGCCCCUCUUGUCAGCCGCCUCUCGACCCUCUACAAUAUUGUCCGCACAGGAACCGCACCGGCAGUCACCAAGGCCCAAUCGAUCGAUUCGGAAGAGGAUGAGGACCUGGGACACCCCGGCUGCAUAUCCAAGAAGACGGCCUUCUGGGUCCACCCUGACAGUAUCAUGGACCUCAAGAUGUUAAUCCUCAAGUACCUGCCUCUAGUUGUCUACGAGCCUACGCCUGCCCUGAACUCUUCUCAUCGUUCUACUAGUCAAUUGAGCUCCUACCUUGCCAGCGAGAGCCCCGUCUCGACCGUCUAUCUGGACAAUGCUGACUUUGACCUUUACAUGUCUCAGGUGGAACAUCGAGACCGCAGCGAGACCGUCCGCCUUCGGUGGUAUGGUUCUGAGCAAAAGCAUAUGUGGGUCGAGCACCAGCAGCGGAGCAUCCAAUCUAACAACGGAUCAUCAUCAUCAUUGCCAUUAUCAUCCUCGUCGUCGUCGUCGUCGCCUGGAAUAACCCUUACUCCUUCGCCGAACCUGGACGAGCCUAUUGUGACCAAGCAUCGGUUCCAGAUAAAGUCUAAGAAUGUUCCCAAGCUCCUUCAAGGAUCAGCCAAGAUCGACAAAAUGCUAGAGCAGCAGCGUCUGGCGGGACAAAAGACCGAGCAGGAGAUUCAGCAGUUUGAGGCGUCGACCCGGAUUGUCCAGUCUCGGAUCAAGAAGCGUGGACUCCAGCCUGUGACCCAGACAUUCUUCAACAGGACGGCCUUCCAGGUGCCUGGCGAUGCCCGUGUCCGGAUUACGAUUGAUACAGAUGUGGUCAUGGUCCGUGAGAAGGCAUUGGAGCCCUCGGACUUAUUUGAGCGUCCCUGGGUUCCCACAGAGUUGCAGGCGGAGAACUAUCCCUUCUCGCAGGUACCCGAGCACAACAUUGUCCGAUUUCCAUAUGCGAUCAUGCAGAUCCGGACGUUAACUGAGCCUCAGGAGGAGAUCCCCAGCUGGGUUGAUACGAUUGAGCAGAGCCACUUGGUUGAGAUGAUGCCCAACUUUACCAAGGACCAGCAUGCAAUUGCCACCUUGUACGAGUCUCGUGUGGGGCUUUUGCCAUUCUGGUUGUCUGAUAUGGAUCGUGAUAUCCGCAAGCCUGCGAUGCUCACGGGCGGAUUUUCUCAACUUUCAUCUCUUCAGGAUUCCAACUCCAAUUCAGGAUCCAAUGAUACCAUGACCUCCGGAGGAUCGACCGAUGCCACUACUAUCUCGGAUUCCGGCUCACCGCUUUCUCCACCCAGGAAGUCAAGCGGAAAGAGUGGAUCUUCGUCAAAGCCUUCCCCUCGCCGUUCAGGUUCCUCCAGCAAGAACACUACCCAGGACCAGGACACUUAUACCCCACCGGGCGUGACGUUUGAUGAGGAGGUCCAGGAUCUGGUGGCUGUCUCGCGGAUGAAGAUCGAGCGCCAAGAAGGAACUGAGGCUGCGUUUGUCGAUGCCCAGAAGAAGAAGAACGGUCCUCCUCCAUUGCCCAAGGUGACCCGCCCUGUAGUCAGCUGUCUGAAGAAGAAGGGAUCGGAUACCAGUCUGCAGAGCCGGAAUGGACGGUACGAGUCUGGGUUCCGGAAUGGAGGUGGUAGUGAAGGGUAUGGUUCCUCAUCGUCGGCUUCCUCGACAGCAUCGUCGCCUACUUCCUCGUCCAGGAGAAGAAAGCGUGUGACAUUCAAGAAGAGCACUGCUCGUCGCUGGUUCGAUCACUUGUCUGGUUGGAUUCCCUUUACGAGCUCGCAGUCUGGAUAUAAUAAUCUGGAUGAUCUCGAGGCCCAGCAGCAGCACCGCCAAGCAGAAGAGGACGAGUCCUUCUGGAGCAGCCUGUUCAACAGCAGGAAUCACUACUACUAUGGUAGUUCGGGACGUCGUUACAGUGCGGGCUCGUUGAUGUGGACGGGCCUGACGAUUAUCAACCUCGGACUGUUAUUUGUCGGCCUUGUCCUAGCGCUGAUGAACCUAGGCGACGGAAUCGGCAUGGAGGCGGCGUCAAUCUUUUUAGUGGUCAGCUGUCUCUGCAUGGGCACCUCUGUUUGGGCGCAUUUGAUCCGUAUGGACGGGCAGAACCGCGGCGAGAACGAUGAUGACGAGGAGCAGGACCCCGAUGUGAUGCCUUACUCGACGACGUGCAUCAGCACCAAGAACAAUGUCAAUGAGCGGACAGGACUCCUGUCGAGGACCAACUCUUCCUCGAGUGUUACGACUCAACAGCAGUACCAGAGCCGGUCGUCGUUGUUCAAGACUCGAUGGGUUCGGACUCGCCUGUUGCCUGUGGUGACGUUCUUGUGUCUGGUUGCUGUCGUUGGUUUGAACGCUCUUGCGCGCGCCUAUCCCGCCAGCGAGGAGAUUGGAUCCGAUUGA